AUGACUACAGCCCACAGACCUACUUUUGACCCGGCGCAAGGCAAAGAAGCCCUCCGUGGCCCGGCCUACCACCAGCGACUCCUCCCUGCGCAUAAACACCUGAAAGUUCGCCAACCCGGACAAGGCGGCGUAGCCGACGCGGACCCAUCGCCCCGUGACCUUCGCGCAGAGCUUCUCCAGGCCGAGGCUGCACACUUUGCCAAGAAGAAUGGCUCCCCAAACGACAACUCGAGGCUGCGCCCCCAAGGUGGAGGCGAUGGCGACAUCGAGGAAGAAGACCCAGAGGCCAAACGCCGGCGCAUAUUGGAGGAGACGCGCGACAUAGAUGCCGACUCAGACGCGUCAGAAGAAGACAGCAGUGAUGAGGAUAGUGACGACGAAGAUGAAGCAGCCGAGUUAAUGCGCGAGCUUGAGAAGAUCAAAAAAGAGCGAUUGGAGCAAAAGGAGAAAGAGGAGCGCGAACGUGCAGCCGAGGAAGAAGAGCAGCGAGAGGUUGAUAUCGCGCGCGGUAAUCCUCUGCUCAAUUCCCAGGAUUUCAGCAUGAAACGGCGCUGGGAUGAUGACGUUGUAUUCAAGAACCAGGCUCGCGGAACAGAGAACAGAGACGGCAAGGAGUUCGUCAACGAUCUUCUUCGUUCCGAUUUCCACAAGCGCUUCAUGGGCAAAUAUGUGCGUUAG
Molecule: messenger RNA, 678 nt
Organism: Penicillium verrucosum
Lineage: Eukaryota; Fungi; Ascomycota; Eurotiomycetes; Eurotiales; Aspergillaceae
Product: spliceosome-associated CWC15 family protein
Exons: 9
Coding region: 1-678 (225 amino acids)
Biological process (GO): mRNA cis splicing, via spliceosome
Cellular component (GO): catalytic step 2 spliceosome
Molecular function (GO): RNA binding
Source: RefSeq, a predicted model, not a curated record